GUAAAGCUCGCGCGCCCCACAGCCUGGCCACCGCCAUCUUAGAGGCUUGUCCGCCUCCCGACAUCCCGUGGGCUGGAGGGCAACUCUUCCGCGCCAUGCUGUUCGCGGCGGUCUUGCUGGCGCUUGGAACACGUUUCCAUGAUGUCAAAGGUCACCCUCUGGAAAAGCGGGUCCUCGGUGCCGAUGACUCGACGGCGAAGGAAAACAUGUACAAAAUCCUCAACGGAGAACCGGCCAAGCCAGGGGAGUAUCCAUUCGCGGUGUCCCUGGAGGUGGCGGGCCAGCACUUCUGCGGCGGCACCGUGGUGUCCCAGUACUGGGUGGUGUCGGCGGCGCACUGCUUCCCCACGCCCAACAUGAGGUCGCUGGUGCAAGUCCGGGCCGGAGUCACGUCGCAGGGUCGCGGCGGCACCCUGCACCACGUGGACCAGGUCGUCAGCCACCCGGAGUACAACGAGCCCAGCCUCUACAACAACGACAUCGCGCUGCUCAAGGUGAAAGAGCCCUUCACCGAGGCUGCCGUGAGGCCGGCGAGGCUGGCUGACCACAGAGACCUCCUGGACCAAGGCACGGAUGUCGUCUCUGCCGGAUGGGGCAUCACCACCAAGGACGGCUCCGGAGGGCCCAGCCCCGACCUGCUGGAGGUGUCGCUGACCGUGGUGGACCGCAAGAAGUGCAACCGUCUGCCCGGCAUCAGCCACCUGUACGAGGUCGGCGGUCUGGUGGUCACCGAGAACAUGAUCUGCGCGCGCGCCAGGGACAAGGACACCACCAAGGGGGACUCCGGCGGCCCGCUGCUGCGCCGGGAGGGCGGAGACCUGGUGCUGGUGGGCGUGGUCUCCUGGGGCGAGGGCCAGGGCAGCUGGGACAGCCCCGGGGUCUACACGGACGUCGCCAAGUACGAGAAGUGGAUCUACUGGACCACGCGCGAGGACGGAGCGCACACCGAGCCCUCCUUCGCCGCCGACGAGUAGCCCGACCCGAGACAGACCACAGCUCUGUCAAUGUAGAGCCCGCAACAUUUAUCCCACGCAGUUGUAACCUAUCGGGAAUAAUGUUAUAUCGUUAAUAGCCACCCAACUGCCGAGAUAAUAAAUGUUUCUCCUUUGUGAGCACUUCGACAUAGCUCAAAAGACAGUUUCUUAAAAAAAAAAAAAAAAAUUAUUUGCGAAUGCUUACAAAAUCCAUUAAUUUGAUUGAUUCAUAAUUUAUUUUUAAAAAAAUGCAUUUUAAUUAAUAGCCAUCAGAGAGAACUUAACUUCUCUUUUCACGAAAGUUGAAACAUUUUCUAAGUUCUAUAUUGAUGAAGUAUGUUGUUUUUGUAUUUACUGUUUAAACUUCUUUUCAUUAUAUUAUUGUAAACAAAGAGAGAGAGAGAGAGAGAAAACUGUUUCAUACACCAGAAUAUAUUUGUGCAGUAAAUAAAUUGUUAACAUUUGA
This is a messenger RNA of Bacillus rossius redtenbacheri, 1440 nucleotides long. RefSeq names its product trypsin epsilon-like. Gene Ontology annotation, molecular function: serine-type endopeptidase activity. The record is from RefSeq and is a predicted model, not a curated record. Lineage: Eukaryota; Metazoa; Arthropoda; Insecta; Phasmatodea; Bacillidae. Bases 96 to 974 code for a protein of 292 amino acids. The transcript is spliced from 7 exons. Gene Ontology annotation, biological process: proteolysis.